This is a messenger RNA of Polyodon spathula (Mississippi paddlefish), 3084 nucleotides long. Its product is annotated as sestrin-1-like. Bases 210 to 1847 code for a protein of 545 amino acids. Gene Ontology annotation, cellular component: nucleus. The record is from RefSeq and is a predicted model, not a curated record. Gene Ontology annotation, molecular function: L-leucine binding; oxidoreductase activity, acting on peroxide as acceptor. Gene Ontology annotation, biological process: regulation of response to reactive oxygen species; positive regulation of macroautophagy; cellular response to leucine starvation. The transcript is spliced from 10 exons. NCBI's taxonomy places the organism in Eukaryota, Metazoa, Chordata, Actinopteri, Acipenseriformes, Polyodontidae.
AUAUAUUUUAUUUUUAAUUAUUACAGAAGUAACUUGGGAGUCGUGUGGUUAUAUACAUUCAUAUCAAUCACUGAAAUCAAAAGAGAACUUUUAAAAAAUACGUUGCAAGUUGCAUUAAUUAAGCUGUUUAUGUAAGACAUAAUUGAAUACAUUUGAAGCACUAAGCUAUCCAAUACAGUGUUAAAUACCUACAGUAUUGUACGUUCAGUAUGGAUGUAAGCGAGGGUGCCGGUAUGUGGGAUGGACUGGGGAGCAGAGACAUAAGGUCCAGAGAAAUGUCAAUGGAAAACAUAAGUCAAGAAGUGCUGCGCAGAGCUGAAAAGAUAGGUCCAAUUAGUAAAGACGUCCUUCAGCCACUUCGAUCGUCUGUCCGCUCUCCCGAUGACUUGAACUGGAUGCUUGCCCGGCUGCUGAUGUUGUCUCGGAGGUGUCCUUAUGCCGACGUCAGAGAUAAGUGCUUAUCCGUGCUGCAAAACGUGCAGGACAUUGGAGUUCAAAUUCCAAGGACUCUGGGACAUGGACCAAGCAGAUUUAUCCCUGAAAAAGAGAUACUUCAAGUAAGUAAAGUAAAUGAUAAGACACAGGCGAUUUUUGAAGACACUUUUGCUGCCUUGGGUCGCCUUGACAACAUUUCUCUAGUAAUGGGAUUCCACCCUCAGUACCUGGAGAGCUUUCUUAGGACACAGCACUACCUGCUGCAGAUGGAUGGCCCCCUUUCACUCCAUUGCCGGCACUACAUUGGGAUCAUGGCUGCAGCCAGGCAUCAGUGUUCCUAUCUGGUGAACUUGCACGUGAAUGAUUUCCUUCAAGUGGGAGGGGACUCCAAGUGGCUGAAUGGUUUGGAAGGAGCCCCACAGAAGCUGCAGCAUUUGGGGGAGCUGAAUAAAAUACUCGCACACCGACCAUGGCUUGUCACAAAAGCUCACAUCAAGCAACUGUUGAAGGCUGAAGAGCACAGCUGGUCCCUAGCCGAGCUCAUUCAUGCAGUGGUCCUUCUCACACACUACCACUCGCUGGCCUCCUUCACAUUCGGUUGUGGAAUCAGUCCUGAAAUUCACUGUGAUGGAGGGCACAUUUUCCAACCCCCUUCCGUCAGCAACUACUGCGCCUGCGACAUCGCCAAUGGAAACGGCACGCCGGAUGAGAUUCAAGGCAAACAUGCGUUGACUGAUGCCCCUUGUGAGGUGGAGGCACUAAUGGAGAAGAUGAAGCUGCUGCAGGAAUGCAGAGACGAGGAAGAGGCGAGUCAAGAGGAGAUGGCAACCCGCUUUGAGAGGGAGAAAACUGAAAGCAUGCUGGUAGCAGCUGCAGAGGAAGAAGAUUCAGUGCCAACCAGGGAUGUCUCCCGUCACUUCGAAGACACGAGUUACGGAUAUAAAGACUUCUCAAGACGUGGGGAGCAUGUGCCUACCUUUCGCGCUCAGGACUACAGCUGGGAGGACCACGGCUACUCCUUGGUGAAUCGUCUUUACCCCGAUGUGGGUCAGCUGCUUGAUGAGAAGUUCCAGAUCACUUACAACUUAACAUACAACACCAUGGCGAUGCACCAGGAUGUGGACACCUCCAUGCUGAGGAGGGCAAUCUGGAACUACAUCCACUGCAUGUUUGGAAUAAGAUACGACGACUAUGAUUAUGGGGAAAUCAAUCAGCUGUUGGAUCGCAGCUUUAAAGUUUACAUCAAGACCGUGGUCUGCAGCCCCGAGAAGAUCACCAAAAGAAUGUAUGACAGCUUCUGGAGGGAAUUUAAACAUUCUGAGAAGGUACAUGUAAAUUUGCUUCUUAUGGAAGCUCGUAUGCAAGCAGAGCUGCUCUAUGCUUUAAGAGCAAUUACUGGUUAUAUGACAUGAAGUGCUAUUUUGGGACGCGUCGAGGGAGCCUGAAUGGGACGUACUGUAGAUCUUCAUUGUGGGUGCUGAGUCAUCUGAACCGGGAGUUGGUUAGCUGGCUAUGAGUUCCAUUGUGCCAUAAUGUGCUGUGGUUGCAUCAAGGCUAAUACUCAGAGGUUGGCUUCAGCAGAAUAUACAGAUAGAAGACUGUGAAGAAGCAGCAAACUUCAGUAUUCAAUUUCAUCUGUACUUGACAUCAUCAUCGAAUGCAACAUGUGCAACUUUUAAAUCUUUGUAGCAGUGCAUCAAGCUGCAUUGAGUGUUUAGUAUUGUGUUGUGUUUAACGUUGAUAUUGAAACAGGAGUUAAAUGCAUUAAAGAAAUAGGGCUUUGAAACAUGUGCCUAAUGUGUAAUGUGCUGUUCCAGUACUCUUUCCAGCCAGUGGAAUCAGUUGACCACUGGCUGUCCAUGUAAGCUAAAACAAAUGAAAGUAAAAAAAAAAAACACUGCAACUGAGCCUGUGGUUUACUGUAAGAAACAGCUGGUGUUGUUAAUUACUGUAUUGCUGAGUUUUUUUAUUAUUUAUUUAUUUUGCUAUACACUUUGGAAUUUGAAACUUCUCCAUUUGCAGCAGUUUGAAGGUUGUCAGUUUUUUCUCUUGUUUUUUCUGUAGUAUACAAAAUGUUAUUUGAAGAAGCUUUGUUGUAAAUGCACCUUCACCUUAUAGUAACUCAAUAAAUAUCUGUCUUCCUAAGAGAAGUGGAUUUGUUACAUUUUAGGGGUUUUCUUCCCUAUGUCUUCCGUAGAUGUUCAUCUAACAUUUUAACAUAGUUAUGCCUUCAAAUUUGAAUACAUCCUUAUAUGCUCUAUGUGGGCAAAAUUAUUGUUUUGCACUUAUCCUCCCUUUGAUGCUACUGCAUUUUUGUUCUUGGCAGCUGAGCUUCAGGGAGAAUGGUAUUAUAUUGACAGUGCUUCUGCAAUCUUUUGAGAUGUCAGUUCUCACCAUGGUUAUGUGAGCUUACCCAUCAACAGUUUUCAUGACAAAGCUGGUAUAUCAUGUUUUGUGUACUAAAAAAUAACCAGUACUGUACUUGAUUUUGAAGAACAUGAACAUCAAUGUGUAAACGCAUGUUUUUUGUAGGGGUUUAAAACAAAAAUGAUUUAAAUGCAUCAAAAUGCUUGUAUUAAACCUAUAAGGAGCUUAAAUGUUUCCAGACAUUUCAGUAUUGCAUUUUAAAUAAAGCAGUCCAAGAAAAAG